CUCUAUAGCAUGGUAGAUCACCUUUCGAUGAUGACGGAUGGAUUGCGUACUACCUAAUGCCUGGCAAGGAUAACAAGUCUAAGCUGUCGGCUGCAGCCCACUACCGGGCCUCAAAAGAGCUAUGGGAGGAUGCAGGAGCCGUUACCUCGAAACCCACUCAUGCUCACCGUGGCGCUGGGGCUCGCCAUGCCCAGGAUGCUGGUGCAGAGAUAUCUGCGAUCGAGCAACAUGGUAGUUGGGGUCAUGGCCGCGUCUCGACACAUUACUUGAUCAGAAUCCCGCACAAGGUUGCAUUCCAGAUGGCUGGCUGUACACACCCUAAUGAACGUCUAUGGCCGGCCCGGAACACUGUAAUACCACCACCUGAGCUUCAGCGGCAGGUUUUUCCGUUCAUCGAAGAUCACUUCAAGGAGCGUGAAGGACGCGAGGAUUGGCUGCAAUGGCUCGAAAACGUGAUGAUGGACAGAAACGUGUAUCAUAAGCGGCAGUCGACCAAGCGAAUGGCAAUCUCGUUCUCCGAUAUUCUUAAAAUCAGGAUGCUGCUACUUCUGGCCCACCUACGCAAAGUCGUCUUGCAGAAUGCCGUCGCACUUAUGAGCCUCCCCAAUGAGCCGUUCCUGUAUGGGGACCAUCGCAUCCUUCAGCACAGCGUCUUCAAAGGACCCUUGUUUUUGGAGUUCAAGGAAACCUUGCUAAGGAGUAUGGAAACCGCAAGAUCUCCCAUGACGGACAGUCUUUCCGUCAAUGCCCCAGCUCUCCAUAACGAAUUCAGCAGGAUGAACAACAGAAUGAGUCGAGCCGAAAGCGAACUUCGCCAUCCCUUUCAAGAAAGCAACAACCAGGCAGCCCAGCAAGUAAAGCGCCUCGAACACCUCCUUGUCAACCAGUUCAGCAGCUAUGUCACCCACAACAACAGCUGUAAUAAGGAGCUAGUAGCUCGGAUGUUUGGAAUUAUACAAGACAUAUCGACUUCGAUUAGUCACACUGCUCACCUUGGACUGCAGUCGAUUAUGGGGCAUCAGCAGCAGCCGGGGCAGCAGCAGGGGCAACAGAUUCCGCCUGUAGCACCAACAGCACCAGUAGCACCAGCAGCACCGGUAGCUCCAGCAGCCCCAGCAGCCCCAGCAGCUCCUAGACAGCAGUCCUUGAAGGAGAGACGGAUGGUGCUCGAAGAAGAAUUAGGGUCCCGGUAUGUACACUAUCCACCUAAUAGUGUGGAUCUCGUCGACGUUACAAUGCUGCCGCGCAAUGAACCACUUCAACGACAAUGGGAUGAAUGGUUCAGGGGCGUAGACGGGCGGCCAUCACUUUGGAUCUUGAAUAAGACGUUUAAAUCCAAAUGGCGCAAAGGGCAUGGUAACACGCUGGCGAAAACAUUCUCGUUCAAGAAGACAAUCGUGUACCCCAUCUUGGAUUUGGUACUGAACACCGAAGGGGCGACGUUGGAGGCAAGGGAGGAGUCAGCCUUGCAGGUCGUGGAGGAUCAACUGAGGGUCAUGACCUUGAACAGAUAUUACCUGAACGUCGCUAAGGGUAUGGGGCAGCUGGGGCAGCCAGGCCCGCAGCUGGAGGACGAGGAGGAGCAGGAGGAGAAUGCCUAGAGGAACACGCGACUUAAAACAUGAGAUAUACUAUUGCUAUAUUGCUAGAUUGCUAGAUAAUACUCCGCCAUACUUGAAAAGAAGUUAGCUGUUGCUACAUUGCUACAUUGCUACAUGGCUCAUUGCAUGCCCCCUCCCCCCUCCCACCGAAUGAACACUUCGUCAACGCCCUUUGCUUACCAUUCAUCAUUGCAAAAAAAGAGCCCUCGAACCCGCAGGCGGUUAUAUAUCAACCCUAACGAGCUGUGUACCUUCAGCCACUUUGAUACUUAGUAGUAUCAAGUGAUUUUUUGGUGAGAUACGUGUGGCUGAACCAUCAGGUCAAAAAUCAAAAAUUUAUUUCUGAUUUCUGACCCACCGAUACUGUUUGC
This is a messenger RNA of Gamsiella multidivaricata, 1972 nucleotides long. RefSeq lists its product as uncharacterized. Lineage: Eukaryota; Fungi; Mortierellomycota; Mortierellomycetes; Mortierellales; Mortierellaceae. The coding region runs from base 57 to 1601 and encodes 514 amino acids. The transcript has a single exon. The record is from RefSeq and is a predicted model, not a curated record. Gene Ontology annotation, molecular function: DNA binding.